UUACAGGUAAAAACAAAUAUUUGUACUUACAUAAACUUCAGUGAGUCUAAACGUACAGCUGUGGUCGUGAUAUUCAUGCGAUCGUAUUAAGAACCUGUUCAUCAUCAUCUCGAUGGUGUGAGCUGCCAGCUAUACUGAUAAUUGACCGUGAAGGUCUCGUCAAUGGUGACAGGGACAUCAUACAGCUGUGAUACAGUAACGAUAAUGGACCAGAAAAUAGCUCUUCGGGAACUACAAGACGAACGGACAUUUAAAAAAGUGAUGAAGAAGCUGUUUCGCCAAUUAGACACAAACGGAAACGGAAGUCUUGGCGUAAAUGAAGUUAUGACAGCUGCGCGCAUGCUCAAAAUGAAGCCAACGCGAGAAGAAGCUAUGGCAAUGAUCAGAAAAGUUGACAAAGACAGAAAUGGAUGUAUUAGUUAUCGGGAGUUUGAGACGAUGAUGGAAGAGUACGUAGCUCUACUAGAUUUUCAAGACCGGGAACUCCGACAGGCCUUUUGUACCUUCGAUCGUGACGGAAACGGUUACCUGGACAAAGGGGAACUCAAGCAGGUUCUCAGGGGUAUGGGGGAGAAAAUGUCUGACCAGGAGGCCGAGGAGGUCUUCAGACUUGUCGACGUAAACAGUGACGGAAAAAUUUCUAUAGACGAAUUUGUGAAGGCACUGUCAGCCGAACCUCACACGUGAUACUGGACAUCACGUGAUCAACUGAAACUAAUAGCGAUGAUAUGUUCCAUAAAUAAACUGGUCUAUCUGGUGUUUGAGAUUUAUACCAAGAUGACGUGCUAUUCAUAUUUUGAUAAAUGAAUAGUACAUUUUCUAAUGGGCUAAAUUUGUUUUUUUACUUAUGUAAUUAACAUUUGAAAAUUUACUAUGGACCAAAUAUUGCGAUUUCAAAUAUUGUUUUUAUGAAUAACUUGAUUGUAUUGGUUCAGUGACUAUUUACUUUUAUAAAGACAUUCUUUACAUAAAUGUCGUGUCAGGUUUUAUUUUAUGCAAAUAUUCUUUGUAUACAUAAUCGUGUUUUAAACAGAUUAAAACUAUUUAUCUUCAAUGGAAUUACAAAUAUGUUAUUUCAUGAUGUUUUUUUUACUGUAUGUUACGACAAAUACCAGGACACUUUCAGUCAAUUUUAGAGGCAAUAAACUAUUCACUCACUAUCCAACCUGUAACGACGUUUACCUAGAAUAUUAUUAAGUUUACCCAAUUAUUUUAUGACGUUUACCCAAAUUAUUCUUACUUAUCUAAUUAGUUUGGUCUAGCAACGAAGUACAGAAAUAAGUUCAUUUUCAUGUAUCUUUGAUUAAGAUAAGGAGGAGUGGAUAGGAUUUUUAAAAGGCAAGUGAUGAUCUUAGUUUAACAUCAUGUUCAAUACUUUAAUGCCUGAUUAUGUCUCGUAUCCUUCUUAUAUUCAUAUUAACGAAAGACGAGAUAAGGAAAGGAAACCAAUGUCUAUAUACAGAGGUCUCCUAACUAGUAACUCAGAGUGAAGCAAUGUUGUUUAUGUUCCAUGUAACUAUAUAUAUAUGCUUAUCUACACUAGCGUUACAGUAGCUCCAUGAUCACAUUGAGUUUUGUAUGUAAGAAUUUUAAAUACCAAGAUACUUCGUAAACUUAAACAUACUCACCUCAUUACUAUUUGUGUGCCUUUUACAGGAGUAUAUCUAAUGGAAUACACUGUCAAAGUGAUAUCCAUAUCGUUGGUAUUUAAAUUACAGGUAUUCUGCGUUAUAUCAUAGCCCGCCUACACGUUUAAAUGUUAGCGUUUAUUGUAGACAUACCUCACAAGAGCAAUAAAUUCGUAUAUUUUAA
Pecten maximus is the source of this 1812-nucleotide messenger RNA. RefSeq names its product putative calmodulin-3. The transcript is spliced from 7 exons. Gene Ontology annotation, molecular function: calcium ion binding. The record is from RefSeq and is a predicted model, not a curated record. The coding region runs from base 163 to 687 and encodes 174 amino acids. Lineage: Eukaryota; Metazoa; Mollusca; Bivalvia; Pectinida; Pectinidae.